This is a messenger RNA of Heterotrigona itama, 8813 nucleotides long. NCBI's taxonomy places the organism in Eukaryota, Metazoa, Arthropoda, Insecta, Hymenoptera, Apidae. The record is from the annotation of a GenBank genome assembly.
UGUACUUCGGUCAAAGGUACUACUCAAUGAAACGGCGGUUGGAUGGUGGAGUGUGUAGCAAUAUGGCUACGUGUCGAUUGUGUUAUUGCGUGUUCAAGAUAGAGUCAUAGAUGCUACUUCCGUAGUGGGACGGGUUUUGCGAUCGUUUAAUAAAACUGGCUUAUUGAUUGCAAUUAUGUCAACGACUAACAAAUGGGAUUUGUCCCAGGAGGACAUGAAAAGUGCAUCAAAAGAUGAAAAGUGUCAGGCUUGAAAUUCAAAAAGUCACAGAAGUGAUGCGGGAGAAUGUACAGAAAGUUAUGGAACGAGGAGAGAAGUUGGAGGAUCUACAAGAAGUUAGCAAUCGAUUGACUAUGGCCGGAGAUGAAUUUAGAGCAGCAGCAAAAAAAGCUCAACAAAGGGCAUGGCUGCAGAACUUUAAAACAAGAAUCAUUCUAGUCACUAUUACAGUGACUAUCGUCAUUUGUAUUAUUGUAUCCAUCAUCGUGAAAUAUUCAUAAUCGAGGCAGCCAGACUGAAACACUGCUGUUUGCAAGAGUAUGUUUAUAUUUGUACCUGUCUUUCAUGGAUUAUCUACGCAUUAUCAUAAGUUUAUAUAAAUAUAUAUGUUGUUAUUUUUCAUCAAUUCGCGUUUAUCAUAUCUUCCAAACCUUUGACGAGUUGAUGUUAGGAAAUAUCUCUUCGAAAUUCCGAUUACUUUGACAAAAAUUUAAUUUCAAUAUGACAUAACGCGUAUCUGAUUCUUUGUUCACGAUUUUUAUCUCGUUUAAGCCGUUGAAAAAUAUAAUAUAACUAUCACAAUUUAAUUAUUCAUUCUCAUUACUUUUUGUCCUAUUUUUCUUAAAAAAAAAUUCGAUAUGUUAUUAAUUAAUGAAUUUUAUAUUUCUUAAUUCUAUAUAUUACAAUUCUUAAUAAUUAUGCAUUCUUAAAUUAUUAAAUAAUCAAGAUCAAUUAGAAUUAUAAGAAGAAAGAAGCUCUUUCGCGUAUUAUUACAAAAUUUGCUCGCAUAAGCGAACGCAACUACGAUUACAGAACAUGAGCUCCCCACUAUCAAUAACGAACACUUGUAUAUACGUUUCGCGAGAGCUACACAUAUCGGUAGACAACCGCUCGUGUACAUUGUACGCGGUCGUUAAACGGACAUUCAGUCGUUGUUCGAUCGCGACAUCGAUCGCUUGCUCGCGUCGUCCGUAUUCAUUAUCGAACGUAAAUUCAAUUUUGCACAAAUUUUUUUUGCUCUUCUUGUUCUCUUUUAUUCUUUCUUACGCGAUCGAAACGUGCAUCGACAGAUCCAAGCGCGGUUUUCACAUUAGACAAUCAUGGGAAUAUACGAGAUAGUGAUUGCGGCUAUAUCCGUAUUUAUCGGCGCUUUUUUACUCACGGGAAAACGACGACGUUUCAUUUACUUACUCUACAAAACUUUGCCUAGAGACGUGCUGGGAGCAUAUAGGUUCGUUCGAGUGAACGUGUUACUAUGGUGGUGGGAAUGGCGGAAAUUUACCGUGGCGAAGUUAUUCACAAGGCACGCCACUGCUAAUCCCGACAAAAUUGCCUUCAUUUUCGAGGAUAAAGAAUGGAGUUAUCGGGAGUUGGAAGAAUACAGCAAUCGAUUAGGACGUUACUUCCAUGGGAAAUCUCUGUCUCGCGAAGAUACGAUUGGCCUGAUUUUGGAAAGUCGACCUGAAUACGUAGGAAUCUGGCUGGGCUUGAGUAAAGCUGGUUUAGUAGGUGCUCUUCUUAACACGAAUCUUCGUCAGGAUGUCUUGGUGCAUAGUAUCAAGGCUGCUAAUUGUAAAGCUGUCAUCUUUGGAUCAAGUUUUAAAGAUGCGAUUAAUGAAAUCAGAGAGAGAAUUCCGCGUGUGGCACUGUAUCAGUGGUCCGAAUUGCCCGAUACUUCAUGUUUAAAAGGAGCAAUCGAUCUCAACCCAGAAAUCAGCAACGUCGAUAUUAGCCCUUUGGAUACUGUGGCUUUUGGCGUUCCUAGAGACAAAUUGAUUUAUAUAUACACAUCUGGUACCACAGGAAUGCCGAAAGCUGCCGUUAUUACCAAUUUAAGAUAUAUGCUGAUGUCGUGUGGUGUAAAUUCUAUGUUGAACCUACGGCCAACCGAUCGCAUUUACAAUUCUUUGCCACUCUAUCACACUGCUGGGGGACUAAUUGGAGUAGGUCAAGCACUGCUGAGAGGAAUCACAGUCGUACUUCGCAGACGGUUCAGUGCUUCUAAGUUCUGGCCGGAUUGCGUCCAUUAUGAAUGCACUAUAGCACAAUACAUUGGUGAGAUAUGUCGGUAUCUGCUCACUGCGCCACCAGCUCCUUGUGACACUACACAUAAAGUUCGAUUAAUGUUUGGAAACGGUCUCAGACCUCAGAUUUGGAAGCCUUUCGUGGAGAGAUUUGGUGUGAAGCAAAUAGGUGAAUUUUACGGUGCCACUGAAGGAAAUUCAAAUCUUGUGAAUAUCGAUAACAAGAUUGGUGCAGUGGGAUUUGUACCACUUUGUGCUGGUUCCUUGUACCCUGUAGCUUUAUUGAGAGUUGAUGAAGAGACUGGCGAACCUAUGAGAGGACCAGACGGCCUGUGCAUCCAUUGCAAACCUGGUGAAUCAGGUGUCUUCGUAGGUAAAAUUAAUCCAAAGAGAGUGUUGAAUGAUUUUUCUGGAUAUGUAGAUAGAAAAGCAUCAGAACAAAAAAUUCUUCGCGAUGUUUUCCGAAAGGGAGACCGAGUUUUUAAUUCUGGUACCUGGAACCGAAGGAAAAGCUGGAAUGGCUGCUAUUUAUGAUCCAGAGAAUACUCUGAAUAUUAAAGAAAUGGCGGAUGGUUUGAAAAAAUCUUUGCCGUCAUAUGCCAGACCUCUUUUUGUUAGAGUCUUAUCAGAAUUACCAAUGACCGGUUACGGAUCCAAUUUAUUUCCUUGAUAACUCUGGUGUUUAUGUGAACCUAUCAGAACAGAUUUAUAACAAUAUUCUUGAGGGACAGAUUCGAUUGUGAGAAAUCCUUAAAAAAAUGAAAGUAUAAACAAUCUCGAUUUUGUAUAAUUUUUAUUUAUUGAUGAGAGAAAAAGUCUAUUAGACAGAUUUAUCUUUUGUCUACAUAAGUAUUUGCAGCCAUCCCGAACAUUCCAUUGCAAACUCGAACAACAUUAUAUUUAUACGUAUUUGUAUACUUAUUUUAUUCUACUUUUUUUUGUCGUCGAAAUUCAAUAAUUCAGAAUAGUAAAAUUUAAAAAACAAGAAAAAAAGUGAGAGAAACAAAUAGAUUUAGUUCAGAUAGAUAUAUAGUACAUUUAAAAGAAAAAUAUUUAUGACAAAACUUACAUCCUGCAAAUUACUCAAACUGUUAAUUUUAAUGGCCUAGGUAUAUUUGUAUUUGUUACAUAUCUUUAGAGAAUAAGAUUUUAAGUUAUUUUAUAAGAAGCUGGUGGAGGUAGUAAGCACAAAGUGAUAGCAACUUUAUGAAGUAAUGUGUGUAAAUGUGAAGCGUCGCGUCGUUUAAUAAAUUGUCCCCUUGUUGAGAAAAACCAAUUUCAGCUGAACUUUGUCCUCUGAAGGUGUCUUAUUUUACGCCCACCCGAUUGUGUCUAAUAGAAGCAGAAGUCAUUGGUGCGCAGUCUCGGCCGGAGUACAGUGACCCUCACCAUUAUUAGACCAACGUGUAAUAUCUAUCAGAUGUAAUAUUCUCUGCUAUUCACUAACUACAAUGGAAUUAAUGAUUCAAUAAAAAAAUAUAUUCUACAUUAGAAAUCGGUGAAAUAAUUUUGUUUAUUCAAAUUAUUUAAUUUCAGAAAAUAUUACUUCCUAAAAUUUCUUCAGAAUGAAAAUGUUUCUAUAAUAAUCCCAAUUAGUGGUAGUGACAUCAUAUCCUAACCUCUAUCUAUCGUUCAUAGAUAAGAACGGUUUACAAAUUUCGUUCCAAGAAAAUUUUGAGGACAGACUCGGAUUUGCCAUCAUGUUACAUAAUCGGCCAUUAUCAAAAUGAGAAAAUGGAAAAAUACUAGAGGAAAUAAAGACUGUUUCUACAGUGCUGUUAUCGAGUAUACUAUAUCAGAGAAUAUCUGAUAAAACAGUUGUUACAAACAUCAAGUGUCAACGAUUAUAUUAACAGGAAUCAGUCAUUAUUCAUUUAAUUAUUAAUCAUAUUGAUCGUUUCGAUCAUUAUUGAAUCAAAGAAAGAAGAAAAAAAAUUGAAAAUUAGUUUCCUGUCUCUGUCAUUUGUGGCAUUGUAGCAAAUACGCCCAAUUGCGACUUACUUUGUUUACUCUGUUAUGUAUACAUCGUUUAAAUCUGUUAGCUUGAAAUCUUAUCUAUGUACAAAUUUUAAUUUGCUUUUGAUCAUCUGACGAAAUAGUUUCUUUUGCUUUUGACCGAAAUUAUAACCGUACAAUUCUUCGAAUAUUUGUCGAGCAGACAGAAUGUGUAAAAUGGCCCACGAAAAAUUCGGGUUUGCUAUAGAUCGUGGCGGUACAUUUACUGAUGUUUACGCUAGAUGUCCAGGCGGUAAGAUUCGAGUGAUGAAACUGCUUUCUGUGGAUCCUUCUAAUUACGAAGACGCGCCACGGGAAGGAAUUCGCAGAAUUCUUGAACAGUUGAUAUCUGAUAUAGAGCAAUUUCAGGAAACUGGAAAAAAAAUCUAUGGGGAAAUAGAUACUUCGUUAAUAUCAUGGAUUCGAAUGGGUACAACAGUUGCCACAAACGCUCUUUUAGAAAGAAAGGGUGCAAAAAUGGCACUUUUGAUCAAUGAAGGAUUCAAAGAUCUACUCUUCAUUGGUAAUCAAGCACGACCAAAUAUAUUCGAUUUGCAAAUAGUGACUCCGGAAGUACUAUACAAAAGGGUAGUUGAAAUCAAAUGCAGAGUGAUACCUGCGUUAUCUGGGAAAUGUCAAAUGAAUAAUAAACAAUGGCGCAAAGUAACAGGAUCUACGGGCGAGGAUCUUUUUAUCACUCAAGAACUUGAUGAAGAAAAGUUGAAACUAGAUCUGGAAGAAUUAAAAAAAUCAGAAAUUGAAAGCUUAGCCGUAGUUCUGGCACAUAGUUACACGUUUGCUGAACAUGAAAUAAGAGUAGGAGAAUUGGCAAAACUUGCUGGUUUUCAGCAAGUCUCGCUUUCUCACGAAGUUAUGCCUAUGGCGAGAAUAGUUCCUCGAGGAUUCACUGCUUGUGCUGAUGCAUAUUUAACACCGCAUAUUAAACAAUAUUUGCAGAUUUAACGGAUCUCGAGCUAUUCUUUCUGGCCCUGCAGGUGGAGUAGUUGGUUACGCAAUGACUACUUAUGGAAAAGAGACCAAUUUACCAGUGAUUGGGUUCGAUAUGGGUGGCACUUCGACUGAUGUCAGUCGUUAUGGUGGCAAUUAUGAGCACGUAUAUGAGAGUACAACCGCUGGUGUCACGAUUCAAGCUGCACAGUUGGACGUGAACACAGUUGCGGCAGGAGGUGGAUCGAUGCUUUUCUUCAGGUCAGGUCUCUUCGAAGUUGGACCUGAGAGCGCUGGAGCUCAUCCCGGUCCGGCAUGUUACAAGAAAAAAGGUCCUCUGGCUGUCACUGAUGCGAAUUUAGCUUUGGGAAGACUUUUGCCGGAAUAUUUCCCGAAGAUAUUUGGUCCGAAUGAGAACGAACCGCUGGACAAAUCUCGAACGAUGGAGGCUUUUCAAACACUUACAAAUCAAAUAAACGAAUUUCUAGUGACAGAGGGACAUAAAACAAAAAUGACCAUCGAAGAAGUGGCGAUGGGAUUCAUCAGAGUGGCUAAUGAAACCAUGUGUCGCCCAAUACGAGCUUUAACACAGGCAAAAGGUCAUGAUACAUCCCGCCACGUUUUGGCGUGCUUCGGAGGUGCUGGAGGACAACACGCGUGUGCCAUUGCACGUUCUCUAGGAAUGGGAAUUGUCUUUGUUCACAAAUAUGCCGGAAUUUUGUCAGCUUAUGGAAUGGCCCUAGCAGAUGUCGUAGAAGAAGCUCAAGAACCUAGUAUGGAAGUUUAUGAAAAAGAAUCGUUUACACGUUUAGAUGAACGUUUAGAUGUCUUAGAAAAGAAAGUUCGAGAAAAGUUAACUGCUCAAGGAUUUCCUGACUCUCAUAUAGAAGUAGAAUCUUUCUUACAUUUACGCUAUCAAGGAACAGAUUGUGCUUUAAUGUGUACUGCUAGUGAAAAUACUCAAAACAAAGGCAUGAAGCAUGGAGAUUUUCUUACUACAUUCCUGGAAAGACUACUAUGGUAUAUUUUGAAAAUGGUUAUCAAGAGAGCAAAAUGUACCAAUUACAUUCUUUGUCACCUGGCCACGUGAUUCAGGGACCAGCCAUUAUAAUGGACAGCCUGAGUACACUUUUAAUCGAACCUGAUUGCACCGCAUUGAUUACGUCUCGCGGUGAUGUGAAGAUAACGAUUGGUCAAGGCCUACGGUCCAAGGUUACGCCCGACUUGGAUACUAUUCAAUUGAGUAUCUUCUCCCAUCGUUUUAUGAGCAUCGCCGAACAAAUGGGCAGGAUUCUUCAGCGAACUUCUAUCUCGACAAAUAUCAAGGAACGUCUAGAUUUUUCCUGCGCUGUUUUUGGUCCCGAUGGUGGCUUGGUUUCUAAUGCUCCGCAUAUACCUGUGCACCUAGGUGCUAUGCAAGAGACUGUUCAGUAUCAGAUGAAAGUUUUCAAAGGUGAAUUUUCGGUAGGAGAUGUGAUUCUUGCGAAUCAUCCCUCUGCUGGAGGAUCGCAUCUUCCGGAUCUUACUGUCAUAACACCAAAAAUUAUAAUGAUGAUGAUUUUAUUUAUUUGGAAUAUAUCUUUUGAACUGAUACUUUUGAACAGAGAUGUGGAGAAACCAGUGUUCUUUGUAGCAAGCAGAGGACACCAUGCUGAUAUAGGAGGUAUUACACCUGGCUCCAUGCCACCGCAUUCAACUUCUUUGCUUCAGGAGGGAGCGGCUUUUAAGAGCUUCCUACUUGUACAUAAAGGUGUGUUUAAGGAAAAAGAGUUGACAGAAGCGUUAAUGGCACCUAGAAAAAUUCCAGGAAGUUCCGGAACGAGAAAUCUGUCUGACAAUAUCAGUGACCUUAAGGCGCAGAUUGCAGCUAAUCAAAAAGGAUCGCUAUUGGUCAAUGAAUUGAUCGAUAUAUAUGGUCUUGAUGUGGUACAAGCUUACAUGGGCCAUAUUCAACACAAUGCUGAAGUUGCAGUAAGGGAUAUGUUAAAAUCUGUUGGUAAACGGCUUUUUGAACAAACUGGGAACACUGUAGCAACCGCAAUAGAUUAUUUGGAUGAUGGAAGUCCUAUUCAGUUUCUCCUGAACAUUGAUAUAAACAAGGGUGAAGCAGUUUGCGAUUUUACUGGUACAGGUUAUGAAGUGUGGGGCAACUGUAAUGCGCCUAGAGCUAUUACUCUUUCUGCAUUAAUUUAUUGUUUAAGAUGCAUAGUGGGUAGAGACGUUCCUUUGAACCAGGGUUGUUUGACACCCGUAAAAGUAUUUAUUCCAAAAGGAUGUCUUUUAGAUCCUUCAGAAGAAGCUGCAGUAGUUGGUGGCAAUGUGCUUACGUCUCAACGAGUGGUUGAUGUAAUUCUACAAGCUUUUGGAGCUUGUGCAGCGUCACAGGGUUGCAUGAACAAUGUAACACUUGGUACUGAAGAGUGGGGUUAUUAUGAGACAGUCGCUGGAGGGAGCGGAGCAGGUCCAACAUGGGAUGGUAGAGGAGGAAUUCAUACUCAUAUGACAAAUACAAGAAUCACCGAUCCGGAGAUAUUAGAACUUCGUUAUCCUGUUAUUCUUAACAAGUUUUCUCUUCGACCUGCCAGUGGAGGAUCUGGUGCUCAUUCUGGUGGCGAUGGAGUUAUUCGAAAAAUGACAUUUAGAGCGCCGAUGACGCUAUCUGUAUUGACGGAAAGAAGAGUACAUAAUCCACCAGGAUUGGCAGGAGGGCAAUCAGGUCAUAAAGGAAAAAAUACAUUAGAAAGAGCUGAUGGUCGAAAAAUUAAUUUAGGUCCUAAAACCGCGGUGUCAGUGUACCCAGGGGAUGCAUUUAUUCUGGAAACUCCUGGAGGUGGUGGCUAUGGUGUUCCCGGUGAAAAGGUAUCAUCAGUUCAGAAAAAAUCUCAAGAAUUCGUGGAACGCGGCAGCGUGUUUGAAUACAGAAAAGCACAAGAAUCCGUGUAAUAUAUACUCGUAAUUGCACAUAUGCAGUAACAACAAUUUAAUAAUCGUAGAAUAAGCGCACAAUAUCCACUGUAAUUAUAUCAAUGAAAAACAAUAAAUACAAAGUGAACAAAUAUUCGACAUUGAUUUAAUCGUUGAUGUUCGUCGAUGUUCGAUUGCAACCAAUAUAAUAACGAUAGAACCGACAGUAAGAGGGUAAUUUAAACGUUCAAUUUAUCGUUAAAUGAUUUAUUCAGAAGUUUCUUAAUAAAUCGAAGCGAGAACCGAAUCAAAUUUACUGGAGUUAGCAUCGAUUUGCCUGCACAGUUCAUUCGGAAACGGCAUACAAGGCUACUAUUCCAUUUCCGGUUGCAGUAAUUGCUGACCGAAAUAUCGCGGCCUCUACACAGUUACACAAGUCGAAACUUCCGAUUGCACUUCCAUUUGCACAGAAUGUUUCUUAGAGGCGUAUGCAAUUUUCAACCAAUAUUUAUGUAUUUCCAACUAAAUUCCAUUUUCACGUAAGAAAUAGAGAGAAAAUACUAUUGCGAGCAAAUAGAAAAUCGUCCGAUCCUCUUCUCGAAACUAUGAAUAGAACUCUUAUUGAUGUUCACCGUAUACUAGUGUGUUGGAAAAAGAAAGUCGAGAACUCUUAUUUCGUAGACUUCUGCUAGCUAAAAAGCUUCUUUGUGCACUCUCCUUUUC